AUGUUACUACCAUUUGUCAUCACUGCCAGCGCUGGUAGUCCGGGCACGAGAUUACACGUAAAGUCCAGUAAACUCCCAGUUAAAGAAAAGAUACUCAAAUUACUGAAGCUCAUUAAGCAGUUGGAGCAUGAACUGCUUAAGGCUUAUCCUGAAAUAAGGAGAGAUCGUAUGAUCUUGCAAUCGGAUCGCAUUCGAAGUCCUAGACCAAAUUAUAGACAAUUAAUUGAAGAUCAAUUGGCCAAGUCUCCGGCUUUGGGAGAUCUUGAGGAAGAAUCAAUGCCUGAGUAUUCUUCAGUGUGGAAAUCCUCUGAGAGAAGUGGAAGUAUCCUUGAGUCGCAAGAAAUGGACACAGAGGGUUUGUUUGAAGAAGGCUUCGCUGAACCUUUACCACCUGGCCAGUACAAUGUCCCUGAUGGGGAUUUUGCAGGAAUUGCUAAUGAUUUGAGUGCAAUUGAUGAAGAAUCCUCACCGGAAUUGGUGACAACGGAUUCAAGAAAGGGAUUGAGGGUUUCUUUCUUUACAUCUGCUAGCGAUAUUGGGAGGGAAUCUUUUCCAGAACUUAGCAAAUCUGCCAUUGAUCAGUCGGAAAGCCUAGAAGGCAUUAGCGAAAUUAUUGAUGAAUCUUCUCCUGAACUGGCUAGUUCUGGACCCAUUGAAAUUUCAGAGACUCUGGGAAGUGAUAUUCAGGAAGAAUCCUUCCCUGAUAUCAGUUCUUCAGGAGCAGCUGGGCAUUAUUCCUCUGUCGAUCUCUUUAAAACAUCUGCAAGCGAUAUACUUAAGGAGUCCUUCCCUGAUAUGAGUUCUUCCGUGGAGUCUUCUAGCAAGGGUUUCGGGGAUUUGAGUAUCCUUGGGUCUCAGGAGAUGGACACGGGGGAUUUGUUCGAAGGCGGAAUAAUGGAACCUGAGUUUCAAGAGGACUAUCAGAUCAGUGGAAAUCUAAGUGAAAUUGAUGAAGAAUCUUCUCCUGAAUUUUACAGUGCUGCUUCUCAGAGGAUUUCCCAAGAGAUUUCUGAUAGUCAGCAACUUCAGGAUGUAUCAAUGCCUCAAUAUUCGAGUUUUGAGAGAUCCUUUAGCAAAAGCAAAGGAUCAAAAAGGGAAGAGUCUCUCUUCAAAUCAUCAUUAAGUGAGAUUUUCAAGGAAUCCUUUCCAGAUUUUCCAGACUCAUCAACUGACGAUUCAAGCAGAUACUCAGGAGAUCUGGGUAUCUUGGAAUCACAGGAAAUGGACACAGGAGAUUUGUUCCAAGUCAGCUCUUUUGAUAUUUUUUCUGACUACGACAAAGUCCAUGGAACAAGUAUUGAGGAAUUGAGUGCAAUUGACAGUGAAUCUUCUCCUGAAUUAUCUUCUGGCUUUACAGAAGAUUCCCUGCAGAUUUUUGAUGAAUCUUUCCCAGACAUAAGCAGCUCUCUGGAGCGCUCGGGAUUUAGGAGACUGGCUUCUACGGGGAGGAGUUUUCUGGACAAAAUCGAAGAAGAGAGCGAAAUUGGCAGGGAAUCAUUUCCUGAAGUUUCAGCUUCUGUCACAGAUCCUUCCACAGAUGGGAGUAUUUUACAAUCUCACGAAAUGCAUACUCAGGAUUUGUUUGAGGAUAUAAUGUCUCCUGGUCAAUAUCAGAGGAAAGAUCUUUUUGGAAUUGAAGAUGAACUCAGUGCAAUUGACGAAGAAUCCUCUCCUGAACUCUAUAGUUCCCAAAUUCAAGAAGAAUCCUUUCCGGAAGUAUCAUCGUCCUUUGAUAGAUCAAAAGAGCGUUCUUCCGGAAGAAGUAGAAGCAGGAGGGAUUUGCUUAGGGAAGUUUUAACACCAGGUAGAAGGGGAGAUUCUAGACGGAGUCGUCCUGACUCAACUUCUGGCCGUAAAUCUCUCCCUAAAUCCAGCAGAAUCCGGAUGAACUUCCGAAUGGAAGAAAGUUCACCCAAUACCACGAUGCGCUAUGCCCUCGAGAUCAUUGAUCUGCAAUCGAAGGAAUUGCAAAGAACAAGGACUUAUUUUAAAGAAUUCAUGUCCAAGAUCGAAAAUGUUAUGAGUACUCUGAGAUUCUCACAUGAAAGAGAUCUGCCCAAGGAAUCGAUCAGGAGGAUUUUUGAGACACUUGAGGGGGAAAUGGAAUCCUUCGUGGGGGCUAGAAAAGAACUUCCGACUUAAAAAAAAAUUGGCAAGUUUAAUAUUUAUUUUGAUAAACAUUUUAUUUAA
Phlebotomus papatasi is the source of this 2190-nucleotide messenger RNA. RefSeq lists its product as uncharacterized. The record is from RefSeq and is a predicted model, not a curated record. The transcript has 3 exons. NCBI's taxonomy places the organism in Eukaryota, Metazoa, Arthropoda, Insecta, Diptera, Psychodidae. Bases 1 to 2142 code for a protein of 713 amino acids.